Messenger RNA from Lasiodiplodia theobromae, 2871 nucleotides. Its product is annotated as Coatomer beta subunit. NCBI's taxonomy places the organism in Eukaryota, Fungi, Ascomycota, Dothideomycetes, Botryosphaeriales, Botryosphaeriaceae. Gene Ontology annotation, molecular function: structural molecule activity. Gene Ontology annotation, cellular component: COPI vesicle coat; cytoplasm. Gene Ontology annotation, biological process: endoplasmic reticulum to Golgi vesicle-mediated transport; intra-Golgi vesicle-mediated transport; intracellular protein transport. Bases 1 to 2871 code for a protein of 956 amino acids. The transcript has 5 exons. The record is from RefSeq and is a predicted model, not a curated record.
AUGGCGACCUUUCUGGAUAACGCGUACAGCCUCGUCCACCAGGACAAUGCUGCCGACCAGCCCACGCUGCAGGAGCUCAAGACGCAGCUUGAGAAGGGCACCGACGAGACCAAGAUCGAGACAAUGAAGAAGAUCCUGACCAUUAUGCUGAAUGGCGACCCCAUGCCUGGUCUGCUCAUGCACAUCAUCCGAUUCGUCAUGCCGUCCAAGAGCAAGCCUCUCAAGAAGCUCCUGUACCUGUACUAUGAGAUAUGCCCCAAACACGAUGCCAAUGGCAAGCUGAAGCAGGAAUGGAUCUUGGUCUGCAACGGCAUGCGCUUCGAUCUGCAACAUCCCAACGAGUACAUCCGGGGUAACACCCUUCGCUUCGUCUGCAAGCUCCGUGAUGCCGAGCUCGUCGAGCCCCUUCUUCAGCCCGCCAGGCAAUGUCUCGAGCACCGUCACGCCUACGUCCGCAAGAACGCCGUUUUUGCCAUUGCGUCGAUAUACCAGCACCUGGAAGCUCUCAUCCCCGAUGCGCCCGAGCUUCUCCUGAACUUUUUGGAGGAGGAGAACGAUCACACGUGCAAGCGCAAUGCUUUUGCAGCCCUGGCGUCGAUUAGCCACGAUAAAGCGCUGGAAUACUUGAGCGGCGUUUUUGAUGGCAUUCCCAACGCAGACGAGCUUCUGCAGCUUGCGGAGCUUGAGUUCAUCCGCAAGGACGCCGUGGCCAACCCCCAGAACAAGGCCCGCUACCUCCGCCUGAUCUUCGACCUUCUCGAAGCCAAUACCUCCACCGUCGUGUACGAGGCUGCGUCUUCGCUUACCGCUCUGACCAACAACCCGGUUGCCGUCAAGGCAGCUGCCGCCAAAUUCAUUGAGCUGAGCAUCAAGGAACCCGACAACAACGUAAAGCUUAUUGUCCUCGAAAAGGUGGAUCAAUUGAGGCAGAAGAAUGAGGGCAUUCUCGACGACCUGGUCAUGGAGAUUCUCCGUGUUCUUUCCAGCACUGACAUUGAUGUACGCAAGAAGGCCUUGGAGCUUGCUAUGGAAAUGGUGUCGAGCAAGAACGUGGAGGAAGUCGUCAUGCUCCUCAAAAAGGAGCUGUCGAAGACUGUGGACGAACAGUACGAGAAGAACACCGAGUAUCGGUCGCUGCUCAUUCACUCGAUACACCAAUGCGCCAUCAAGUUCUCCGAGGUUGCCGCCAGCGUUGUCGACUCGUUGAUGGACUUCAUUGCGGACUUCAACAAUGCCUCUGCGGUGGACGUCAUUUCUUUUGUCAAGGAGGUGGUGGAGAAGUUCCCGGAUCUCAGACCGUCGAUUGUGGAGCGUCUGGUGUCUACCUUGAGCGAAGUUCGGGCCGGCAAGGUGUACCGCGGUGCCCUGUGGAUUGUGGGAGAGUACUCGUUGGAAGCCAAUGACAUCCGUGAGGCCUGGAAGCGGAUUCGUGCGAGUCUUGGAGAGAUCCCGAUUCUCGCCUCGGAACAGAGGCUACUUGAGGAGGUCCCUGAUGGCCAACCCGAUCCUAAGGAUCAGAUCAACGGCCACGCGAAGUCCGCUCCUACCGGUUCCAGGAAGGUGCUGGCAGACGGCACCUAUGCCACGGAGAGCGCUUUGACCAGCCAAGCCGCCGUCAAGGCCAAGCUGGAGGCAGUGAAGGCAGCCCAGAAGCCUCCGCUCCGCCAGCUGAUCCUGGACGGCGACUACUACUUGGCUACUGUGCUGUCCUCGACUCUUACCAAGCUUGUCAUGCGCCAUUCCGAGAUCUCCCAGGAAACCGCUCGUACCAAUGCACUCAAGGCAGAGGCUAUGCUCAUCAUGAUCUCCAUCAUCCGUGUUGGCCAAUCACAGUUCGUCAAGACUCCCAUCGAUGAGGACUCGAUUGACAGAAUCAUGUCCUGCGUCCGCGCCCUCGCCGAAUUCCAACAGAAGAAGGAGCUGGAGACCGUCUUCCUGGAAGACACCAGGAAAGCGUUCCGCACUAUGGUGCAGUAUGAGGAGAAGAAGCGUCUUGCCAAGGAAGCAUCGGAAAAGAUGAAGACUGCAGUCCAGGUCGACGACGUGAUUCCCAUCAGGCAGCUUGCGAAGAAGAACGCCGUCGACGGCGCCGAUGAGAUUGAGCUUGAUCUAGAGAAGGCCACCGGAGGCGACAGCACUACCGAGGAUCUCUCCUCGAAGCUCAGCAGGGUCGUGCAGCUUACUGGCUUCUCCGACCAGGUUUACGCCGAGGCAUACGUCAAGGUCCACCAAUUCGACAUCGUCCUCGAUGUCUUGCUGGUCAACCAAACGACCGACACCCUGCAGAACCUCUCGGUCGAGUUUGCUACGCUCGGAGACCUAAAGGUUGUUGAGCGGCCGACUACACAGAAUCUCGGACCCCAUGACUUCCUGAACGUGCAGGCCACGAUCAAGGUGUCAUCAACCGACACUGGCGUGAUCUUUGGCAACGUUGUGUAUGACGGCGCGAGCUCCACGGACACCAAUGUCAUCAUCCUCAACGACGUGCACGUGGAUAUCAUGGACUAUAUUCAACCUGCGCACUGCUCGGAAACACAGUUCAGAACCAUGUGGACCGAGUUCGAAUGGGAGAACAAGGUCAACAUCAACUCCAAGGCCAAGACGCUCCGGGACUUCCUCAAGCAGCUGAUGGCGGCCACCAACAUGAGCUGUCUUACCCCAGAAGCAUCCAUGAAGGGAGAUUGCCAGUUCCUGAGCGCCAACCUGUACGCUCGCAGCGUGUUUGGCGAGGACGCGUUGGCCAACCUGAGCAUAGAGAAGGAAGGCGAAGACGGCCCGGUCACCGGCUUCGUCCGGAUCCGCAGUCGCUCGCAGGGCCUGGCACUGGCUCUUGGCUCACUCAAGGGCAUCAACAAGGCGGGCGAGUCGUAG